AUGGGUUCCGAUCGUGAUGUUGAGCCCGAUGCUGAGGUUCCUGUUCACAACAUCUCUAAUGGCGAUGAUUCUGAUGAUGACGAAGUUCCUCUGUUUGAGACACUUCCAGAAAGUGUUUUUGCACGUUUGAAAAGGAAAAGAAGGACCACUGCAAGUGAAGCCCCUUCUGUUCCUCAAAAGAAUACCAAGCCUUUUCCUACUACCCCUAAGUCCAAAAAGAAGGAUGUGAAAAGGAAAGGCAUAACAAAGGCUGAAAAAAGCAAGAGUGAGAAGAAGAAGAAGAAGGCCCCUACUAUUGUUUCUGAGUCUGACUCAGAUGUUGAAGUAGAUGUCCCAGACAUCGUGCUUGCUGAGAAGAAGAAGUUUGCUGGAAGGUGCAUUCCCAAGAAUGUUCCUGAUGCCCCUCUUGAGAAUGUCUCUUUCCAUUAUGAAGAAAAUGUUCUCAAAUGGAAGUAUGUCUAUCAAAGGAGACUGGCCAUUGAAAGGGAGGUUGGAUCUAAUUUGCUAGAGUGCAAGGAGGUUAUGGCACCCAUUGAAAAGGUUGGCCCGAUGAAAACUGUUCUACAUGUUGGUAGAUGCUUUGAGAGGCUUGUGAAGGAAUUUGUGGUGAAUCUGUCUGUGGAAGUGGGACUUCCUGAGAGUGAUGAAUACAAGAAAGUGUAUGUCAGGGAAAAACGUGUGAAGUGUUCUCCUAAUGUGAUCAACAAAGCACUUGGAAGAAGUGAUGCUGCUGUGGUUGAUGAAGAGAAAUCCUUGCAUGUGAUUACCAAGGAACUCACUGCUGGGAAGGUUCAGAAAUGGCCAAAGAACAAGCUGAUGUCCAUUGGGAAUCUCAGUAUGAAAUAUGCAAUCCUUAACAUGAUUGGUGCUAUGAAUUGGGUCCCUACCCAACAUACCUCUGCCAUCUCUUCCACUCUUGCGAGGUUAAUUUACAAGAUUGGUACUAUGGUUCCUGUUGAUUUUGGUACUUUUGUUUUUGAACAGACUUUGAAGCAUGCAGAAACUUAUGCUGUGAAAUUGCCCAUCUCUUUUCAAUCUCUGAUCAUAGAGAUCAUUCUGCAACAACAUCCUAAGAUAGUCAGGGAUGAUGAGGAGGUUAUGCCCAAAGGUGCUCCUAUCACCUUGGACCAUCGUUUGUUUUCUUGGCCUCAUGUCCCAGACAUUGCUGUGCCAUCCAGCAGGACAUAUGCUUCUGCUCCAGUAAGUAAGUCAGGAAGGAGGGCUAUUAUUGAUGAAUUGCAAGCUGUUUCUAAGGCUCUUCAAAAGACUAUCACUACAAGCACUGCAAGGAAACUCAAGGUGGAUGAGUUUGUGCUUAAGCUUCAAGAGGAAGAGGACCAAGAGGGUGAGUCAAGUGCUGCCAAUGCUGCUGCUGCAGAUGCAAGCACUGAUGAAGAGGAAGGAUCUGAUGAGAAUAAAGAAGAAACUGGGGAGGAAUCCAGUUCUGAUGAUUAG
Messenger RNA from Lotus japonicus, 1455 nucleotides. RefSeq lists its product as uncharacterized. The record is from RefSeq and is a predicted model, not a curated record. Bases 1 to 1455 code for a protein of 484 amino acids. The transcript is spliced from 2 exons. NCBI's taxonomy places the organism in Eukaryota, Viridiplantae, Streptophyta, Magnoliopsida, Fabales, Fabaceae.